This is a messenger RNA of Cooperia oncophora, 573 nucleotides long. NCBI's taxonomy places the organism in Eukaryota, Metazoa, Nematoda, Chromadorea, Rhabditida, Trichostrongylidae. The record is from the annotation of a GenBank genome assembly.
AUGACCAAUUUUCAGGCUAAUACUGCGAUGACGGUGAUCACCGUUGUGGCUGCUCCGCUCUGCUUCGUAUCCCCGAUGUUUAUAGAAAAUUGUGGACGACGCAAGGUCUUCAUAAUGAUUACAGCGCUUUGUACAUUCGAGUGGGUUGCUCUCGGUAUCGCUCAACUACUAUGGGAUGUUGGACACACGAGUCUCCUAUUUUCGCAAAUGCUCACUGUAUUCGGAGCUACAAUGGGUCAGUGCGCCGUAAAUAUGGGCAUGCUAAUCAUGGCACCAAUGAUGAUAUCUGAAGUGUGUCCCCACAACACUCGAGCUACAAUAUCCCAGCUGUCACAAUCUUUGCCAGCUGCUGUGGGAAUGGUCGAAGUGUUGAUAUUCCCAAAUCUUCGUUCCUGUUUCGGAGCAGGAAUUUACUUUUUCCUAGCCGCAUGCUGCGGAUUUCUCGUAACGGCCCUACACAGAAUGAUGGUUGAGACGACAGGAAUGCCGGUAGAUGUGAUCGUUCGGCAGAUUCAUGAUGAACACCGCCGAAACACGAUCGUCUCUGAUGGAGGCAACUACGGAGCUCUCUGA